UUUUCUGUGUCACAGAUGUCGGGGGUAAACUGACUGUACACAUCCAACCAGUGUUUCCUCAUUUGUGAAUUUUCACUGCCAAUAAAUAUUCUGUCUUAAGAAACCAGAAGUUGUGGUUUUAUAUAUAUGACCGAUCUUGUGAUAUUCAGAGCCAGAAAGACUCAUCAUCCAGACAACAUGAAGGCUCCGUCUGUCCCUCUGCUCCUCGGCCUGGCUGUGCUGCCGUUUGGAUGGACUGUUUCUGCAGUCUUUCUGAAUGUCAGUCCAAAACAAAAGCUGUUCUUUAGAAGAGAAUCUGUCUCUCUGAGUUGUGUUGAGGAUGGGCAGACAGUGGAUGGAUGGAAGGUGAAGAGGACAGCAGAAGGACAGACACAGACAUGUGAUGGAGGUCCACAGGCCUUUUGGAGUACUGAUGGUUCCUCCUGUAAUGUUCAGUAUCUCUCACCAUCUGACAGCGGAGUUUACUGGUGUGAAAGCAGUGCAGGACAGAGAAGCGUCCAGGUCAACAUCAACGUAUCUGAUCAUUCCGUGAUCCUGGAGUUUCCCAAACUUCCUGUGAUUGUAGGAAGUAAUGUCACUCUGCGCUGUAGAACCAGAGAUGUGUCCACAAUGUUUUUCUUCAGGAAUCGGACCUUCGUUGGAACUGGUCUCACAGGAGAGUUUACCAUCAGGGAUGUCCAGCGAUCACAUGAAGGUUUCUACUCGUGUUCUACUGGUCUGUUGUCACGAUCAUCGAAGGGCUGGCUGAGUGUCAAAGAUCCAGAACCAGAUUCUUCUACUCCUCCUCCUCCUCCUCCUCCUCCUCCUCCUCCUCUUCACUCUCUGCCUGUAUUCAGGCUGCUCUGCCAUCUAGUGGUCGUGUGUCCGUAUUUCAUUUCCACCGUCCUGAUGGUGUCUAUCUACUGUAGCAAGAGGACAGCCAGACUGACCGGACCAGCCCACCACAAAAAGAAGAAAGGGAAGAGAGUCGAAUGGGAGCCAUACUGGCCUAGCUUUUACUUAAGGCUGCUCCUGCCUAAUGUCAGAUGAAAUGGGACUCAGGCUGGCCAAGCGGAUGUGCCCACAUCUUUAUAGAGACCUGCUCCAUCCACAUCUCGGAUCAAGCCCUCGACGGGUGGACUCAAUUUUAGUACAUCAAUGAUGCUCUGUGCUCAAACGGAGUCAGUGGAUUCUUUUCAUGUGAAGAUGAAACCAUAUUAUCAUCACUAUCUUGUUGCUGCUGUUUACAUUCCCCCACAAGUAAAUUCAAAAGAUGCACAUGCAUUUUAUUUUACUGAGGAAAACUUUUGAGUUGCGGGGAUCUUUAUCUAGGCUAAUGACCAAUAGUAUUGACAUAUUCCGUUGUAUUUUUGUUUUGUCUGGUAACCUUUAACUACAUUUUCUCAGUUUCACUGCAGUUUUCAAAUUCCCCACAGUAGCCUAAUAUUUGGUCCAUAACACACUUAGUUAACCACCACAUAUUUUUUGUUUUCCAGCUCAGCAAAACACUUCUGUUCAAGUUAAAACGCAGAGUUGGAAAGUUUUGCAUUUAACAGCAGUGAUACAGCACCACAUGUCCUGGCAUCAUGGAAGAUUUAUGUGUUUUUAUUAGACAAAGACUAAGGGCUGACUCAGUAAUUGUUGAGGUAUGAAACAUCAGCAGCUUCAGUAUUUAUUGCUCUCAGUUCAUGGCACCAACUCUCCCUCAUUGACUGAGACUGUGGGCCUUUGUGAAGCUUUGCCUCCAUCUGGUCCAGAAGAUAUUCUUUGUGGUGAAGGGCAGAAAACUCCGAUAAGACUGUCUGAAAAUGUUAGGAAAUAACUUACGAAAUGAUAUUGCUGUUGGAAACACUGAGACAGAACCAUACAUUAAAGGUGCCAGAAAACUGUAGGAUUUUCAUGUUACCCAGAAUCACAAUAUUAAAAAUAUAUAUACAAACUGUGCGCAACACCAGAACCCUCUGAGCUCAGUUGUGAAAUGUGCAGAUGACACCACUGUCGUCAGUUGCAUUUCAAACAUGCGAUUCAUAUUGGGAGGAAAUCAACAAUCUUGCAGAGUGGUGCACAGAAAACAAACUACUACGUCAGCAAAAAUAAGGAUUGUUGAUUUUAGGAGAAAAGAGGCAAUGACACACACCCCUGUUUACAUCAGUGGAACUGAGGUGGAGCACAUCUCUUCACUGGUUAGGAAAGCUCAGAAAUUACUGUAUUUCUUAAGGAAACUAUAGAAAGUAUCCUGACUCGAAACAUCACAAUGAGAUGCGUACAGCCCAGGACAGGAGGACCGUGCAGUGGGUGAUUAAAAUUGUCCAGAAAAUCAUUGGUACUCAGCUACCCAAAAUCUUUAAUUUUCACGUUUAUUAUUUAAAUGUAUACUGGCAUUCAAAUAAUAAACAUGGGAUGGCAAGUGGGUGGCAUAAAUAAAUGCUGAUUUAAUCACUUACAGUCACACAAAUGAAGACAUUUGAACUCAACAACUUUACAUCAUUGUAGCACAUUAGCAACGCAUUAAAUAGAAAUAUCUAAAGGUGGCAUUAGAGAUCAAUAAAUUGUUUGUUUGUUGUUGUCUUCAGACAGACAAGUACAUGUAUUUUUUCAUUGAACUUGAGCCUAUCACUUAGUCCGUCUCUGUCUCACUUAAUGUGACCAUAACAGAUCAUUACAUCGUAUGUGUAUGUUCAUUUCAAUACAUGUUAUUUUUUAAAUAUUAUAAAUGAAUGUGUUAAAUUUGACACCGAACUGGAGUGGCAGCUGGGGUAGCUAGGCAUUGUUUAUGUCAUCCCUCUAGAUCUGCUCCUAGCUACAGAGAAAUUUACUUCUAAUUAUAGUUAGCUGUAUACAGUCUCAUAUAGUCAUAUGUCUGGUCUCUGUAAACCGUUUCUCAUCUGCACUUUUGAACAUUUGAACAGCCAAUCUGUUCAACUGUCCAUACUGAUUGAUUGAUUACACUGACUUAUAAGACACUGUGACACUGUAAACACCAUACUCACUGUUAAAAGCAUUGACUGGUAGUUUUACACACACUGCACAGUGUUAGCCUCAGUAUCUUUACGAGGUCACAGGAUCUGAUGUGUAAGUACAGUAUUCUUGUCUCGAGGCAGGUUACAGCCUGACAGUUUUAUGAUUUCUGCUAGUUAAAUUCUGAGUUAAUAAAUUAAAUAACACUGCUGUCGCUUUAUUUUCACGGUAGAAACAAUGUCACAGCUGUGAACUCGACCCCAGUAAUGUUUGCGUUAAACUUUCGGAAAUCACCAAUAAACCUUUGAACCCAAAUGAGACGUCAUUAAUAAGCACCAACCUGCUCU
This is a messenger RNA of Dicentrarchus labrax (European seabass), 3284 nucleotides long. Its product is annotated as low affinity immunoglobulin gamma Fc region receptor II-like. The transcript is spliced from 6 exons. Gene Ontology annotation, molecular function: transmembrane signaling receptor activity. Gene Ontology annotation, biological process: cell surface receptor signaling pathway. The coding region runs from base 127 to 1029 and encodes 300 amino acids. Lineage: Eukaryota; Metazoa; Chordata; Actinopteri; Moronidae. The record is from RefSeq and is a predicted model, not a curated record.